This is a messenger RNA of Anopheles funestus (African malaria mosquito), 1979 nucleotides long. RefSeq names its product mediator of RNA polymerase II transcription subunit 28 (gene MED28). The record is from RefSeq and is a predicted model, not a curated record. The transcript has 4 exons. Lineage: Eukaryota; Metazoa; Arthropoda; Insecta; Diptera; Culicidae. Bases 138 to 872 code for a protein of 244 amino acids. Gene Ontology annotation, cellular component: mediator complex.
UAAACGUCACCCAAACACAAACAAUCUGUUUUUCGGUGGACGUUCCACGGUGCAGUCCACAAUCGAUAAAUAAAUAAUUUAGCUAGUUUUGGUACGUUUUUUUUUCGUUCUGACCUGUCCGAAGCCAGGUCGCUGAAAUGGCAUCCUCGUCGAACGUUAGCGGUAAUUUAGUGGAUGAGCUUGAGGAAGCAUUUCAGUCGUGUAUACAUGCUCUGACAAAGGAAGAAUCAGCUACCGGAAUCGAUAAGGAUGAAAUUAAGGUGGAGGUCGAUCAAACAACACUAAAGUUCAUCGAUCUGGCCCGACAGAUGGAGGCGUUUUUUCUGCAGAAACGAUUUCUUCUGUCCGCACUCAAACCGGACCUGCUGCUGAAGGAGGAAAACUUUGAUCUGAAGCAAGAAAUAGGCCGAAAGGAUGAGCUCAUACGUAAGCAUUAUGAAAAGAUUGAGUCGUGGAAACAGUUGCUCUCGGAUCAGCAGAACUUCAACAAACCGAUUCAAUCGAUGCCUCCGGAUAUGCGGGGCAACCUGGCGGGCGGUGCACCCGGUGCUCCGGCCGGACUAAUGGCUGGCGGUGGCAUGAACCUGCCAAUGCAGGUGAACAAAUCGAUGCAAAAUCAACAUCAACAGCAGAUGCAGCAAAUGCAAGUGCAGCAACAACAGAUGCAACAGCAAAUGCAACAAUCCAUGCCAAUGGGCGCAACAAAUGCGCAGCUAUUUCAGCAAGGUGGUAUGCCUCGCGGUGUCGGACAGGCAGGUUCGGGUGCCGGAUUUCCCCAAGGCGCCGGUCCAAACCUUCAGGGACCGUUAGCAUAUUUGGAGAAAACGGCCAGCAAUAUAGAUCUAGUGGGCCUUGGAGAUGGUCGAAGGUGACGCGGGCGGGGCAGGGGACGCGGUAGAGGUCGAGGCCGAGGCAGAGGUCGUGGACGAGGCAGUGUGGCCGAGUUCCACAGUGGCCCAUUAACCUGAGGCUGGCCUGAGCGGUGGCAUUCCGGAUGGUAUUGUUUCCGUUCGGAUCCAUCCAUUCAUGGUCCAGCCCGUGUAUUUCUUCGUCUACCGUUGUUGUAUGGUUAGGGCCCUCGGCACAGAUCAACCGUUGGCGAUAACAGUGUUAGGAAAGAAGUUUAGGCAAAAAGAAAGGCACAAAGUACAGCAAAUAGCAGCGAAAAAUGGUUCCCCUCUUAAAACGAAAACGUUGACAAAGACAACAAAAAAAAUACCCAAGCCUUAGUCUGCGACUCGGCGACAACACAACACUUAGCUAACCGAUUUUCAACAGGUACCGUUCGUUGGUAACUUGCAAAAAAAGAGACCACGUGUACCGAAACCCUUAAACUUACCAGCACGUUUGGCACACAGCUAGAAAUUUCUCUUUGACCACUUGACGCCAAAAUCGUCCCUAUUUGUUAUCUCCAUCGUUCCCCCGUCCCUUUUGAGAGUGUAAUUAUGGUGUAAAAAACAAACAAAAACUACAUACUGACACACACACACACACUACAUACAUCGUGCGUCGUCCCCCGGCGCUCUUUAGCGCCACUGAGGACGACAGCACGUUAUUUUCUUCUCCGUUUUUUUUUUUAUGUAAACCAUGUAUAGAAAAUUGUCAACUAUCAACGCUACCAGUGCAAACGAUGCCUUGGCAUUGGCGAUCGUGUGUAAAAUGUGUGCUCGCUUUCUUAUUAAAUACCCUUUCCCACCCCUGUCGGUCACCGGACCGGGUUUUUCACUUGUGGUUACUGUUGUUUGAAGGCCACGAUUUUCCGUUUGUAGCUUCAGUAACAUUUUCCAAUUAUUCCAACGUAGUACUUUCCCGUUGUGGUGAAUCACAAUCAAAGUUCGCGUCUUUAGGACGAUCCUGCAUACAAAGUGCGCUACGAAAAUGGAAAUAGAACCACCAGUUUCACUGCUUCCAAAACCUAGGUACGAAGAACAUGGAACAAGCCAAUAUUCAAUAAAGAAAUCGGAAAUAGUCGUAACGAA